Erythranthe guttata (spotted monkey flower) is the source of this 2070-nucleotide messenger RNA. RefSeq names its product Ankyrin repeat family protein with DHHC zinc finger domain-containing protein. Gene Ontology annotation, cellular component: Golgi membrane. Gene Ontology annotation, biological process: protein palmitoylation. Gene Ontology annotation, molecular function: palmitoyltransferase activity; protein binding. NCBI's taxonomy places the organism in Eukaryota, Viridiplantae, Streptophyta, Magnoliopsida, Lamiales, Phrymaceae. The record is from RefSeq and is a predicted model, not a curated record.
ACUAUUACACAGUCCACCUUCUCCAUCACGGCUUGAUCGAUUUCAAAAUUCCGACCGUCUCUGUAUCAAACCCUAAACCCCCAAAUUCAUUUCGACAAAUUCCGACGCAAUUCCGUUCAUCUGAUGUGAAGAGAGAGAAAGAGAAGAAAAAAUAAAUCGAAUAUUGAAAUCUCGAAUGGCUUCAUCGGAGAUCGAAAUCGUAUCGGAUUCCAACGAACUCAAGACCUCUGAUGGAAACCCUACCGAACCCCGCGUCGUCGACGUUUUCUCGGCUGCAGCCUAUGGUGACUUUGACAAGCUCCGGAAGUUCGUUCAAAACGACGGCGUUUCAGUCUCCCAAUCCGAUGGCAACGGCUACUACCCCCUCCAGUGGGCGGCCCUCAACAAUUUUGCCGAUAUUGUUCAGUACAUUGUUGAACGUGGUGGAGAAGUGAACGCGAAGGAUAAUGCGGGGCAGACUGCAUUGCAUUGGGCGGCGGUUCGAGGAUCUAUUGCAGCUGCAGAUGUGUUGUUGCAGAAUGGUGGACGUGUCGAGGCUGCAGAUAUUAAUGGUUACCGGGCGGUUCAUGUUGCUGCUCAAUAUGGACAAACAGCAUUCCUGAAUUACGUUAUAGCUCAGCAUCAUGCUGAUUUUGAUGUUCCGGAUAAUGACGGGAGGACUCCUUUACAUUGGGCUGCUUACAAGGGAUUCACUGAUACUAUUAGAUUGCUUUUGUUUAGAGAUGCUUCCCAAGGAAAACAAGACAAAGAAGGUUGUACACCUUUGCAUUGGGCCGCAUUGAGAGGACAUUUGGAGGCAUGUAGUCUGCUUGCACAUGCAGGAUCUAAGGAGGAAUUAGUGGUAAAAGAUAAAGCAGGAAAAACUCCUGUGGAGCUUGCUUCUGAUAAAGGUCAUCGGCAUAUCGCUCUUUUCCUUUCCAAUGCGUUGCGCUCACAGAGCAAGCAGUGGCACCACAAGAUUUGCUGUGGACAUGACGGGAAGUUUGGUUAUGCCCCAUUUCUUUUCUCUUUAAUGGUUAUUAGUCUGAUUCUCUUCACUGGCUGUGUCCUUUUUGCUCCUAAUCUUACAAAGGUUACUGCAACUGUUGGACUUUGGGGAUGGACUGGUGUUUCUCUAGCAGUUGCGUCUUUAAUCAUGCUUACCCACUGCAGUAGUAAAGAUCCAGGUUAUAUAGAAACAGGGACGGGUAACCAGUCUGAUGCUGAGGAUCCUUUAUUGAAUAUUGAUUUAAAUAAUAAUUCUACUUGGAACGGGAACUGGUCGCAACUUUGCCCUACCUGCAAGAUAAUAAGACCUGUUCGCUCCAAGCAUUGUGCUGUAUGUAAACGCUGUGUGGAGCAGUUUGACCAUCACUGUCCCUGGAUCUCAAAUUGCGUGGGGAAGAGGAAUAAACGAGACUUUGUUACUUUCCUCGUCAUGGGAACUUUAACAACAUCAAUUGGUGGGAUGGUUGCUAUACAGAGAAUUUGGACAUCUGUACCAGCGUUAUCAACUGGAGAGACAUGGACACAUCACGUAAUAUUUGAGUAUCCUGGUGUCAUUGCUUUCCUUGUUCUUGAUGCAGCUAUCUUCUUUGCUGCAACAACACUAUUGGCUGUUCAGGCUUAUCAGAUUGCUCGAAACGUCACGACAAAUGAAGUAGCAAAUUCAAUGCGAUAUGGUUAUCUUCGUGGGCCAGAUGGGAGAUUUAGAAACCCAUAUAAUCACGGUUGUUGGAAGAAUUGCUCCGAUUUCCUAAUACAUGGCCACACGGACGAUGAUGAGAUUGCUUGGCCUCCUCUUCAGCAGAUCGCCAGCUAGUACAUACAUACAUAUUACAUAUACACAUAUCUAUAUGUAUGUACGUAUGCAUGCCGGAUGAUGAUACAAGAAUCCCUUUGGCUUUUGGGGAUCUCGUUACAUAAUGGGUACACACUACAAUCUCGUAUUUUAUUGUAACUUAUUUGCAGAAAAAAAUUGAGAAUGUAAUUGUCGUGUAUAAUGUAAUGUUACAUUUGAAGAAAAAUAACUUUCGAUAUAUCUGAUUGAUACUGGAUGAGAAUUAAUACAUACGAUGCUUUUCUGCUCUG